This is a messenger RNA of Penaeus vannamei (Pacific white shrimp), 1059 nucleotides long. RefSeq lists its product as uncharacterized. Lineage: Eukaryota; Metazoa; Arthropoda; Malacostraca; Decapoda; Penaeidae. The record is from RefSeq and is a predicted model, not a curated record.
UUCGCCAAGUGUGGAUAGUGCUUGUUCCGCCAGAGUUUGCGUGUGAUUGCAUUUUGCUUGGCGAUCAGUAUCUUACUUUUGGUUAAAUAUCUUAUAGAGAAUCCCUGAGUCCCUGACCCCUGGUCACGCCCCCCGCGCCGCCAUGACCAUUGACCUGUUGGCCAACCCGGGGGCCGUGGUGACGCCCCUGAAGCCCAUUUGGUACGCCACCGCCCAGCUGUCCCUCCCCCUGGGCGACCAGGAGAUAGACGCCGUGGAGUUCGCGAUGGCCAUGGCCCUCGUGGUCAGGAUGCAGGUCCAGCUCUACGACGUGUUCAAUCGGUCGUCGCGGCGCGGAAGGAGCAUCCAAGAAGACCAGAUGGAACUCUUUCACCAGCUCGAGGACAACAUCAGCGCCAUGGGGGUGGACGGCCACGCGUGCAUCUUGAGGUUCAUCUGUGAAAUGCAGACCAACAAGUUUUCAACGUCCUCCAUCUUCGGGGAAAUCUUCACUCUAAUGUUUACGCCCAAACAAGGCGACGACUACACUUUACUGAAGGAAUACAUAGAGGCGGAGAUGGCGGGCGAAGAGGGCUCCCAGCGGUGUUCCGAAAGGUACUUUACUUGCCCAGUCUCCGUUUUCUCAGCGCUCAGAAACCUCUCGGGAGACCUGCUUGGGGGCUUUUCGACGCCGCAGGAAAAGCCGUUGAAUUCGACCAUGACCUCCAGCGGCGUCUCUUACCUGCAGGAUAGCUUGCCUUGGAUGGAGAAUCAUCUGUGAAUCACCUAGACCACGAGGUGAACUGAGAGGGGGUUUGGGUGAGGGAGGGAGAGAGUGGUAAGAAAAGGACGCACGCAUACACAGUUCACAGUACACACACACUCACACACAUAUAUAUACAUAUGUGUGUGUGUGGGUAUGAAUGCUGAUGUUCUGGGAGAUGAUGAAGCUGGAAGAAAACAUGAAAGGUUUUAUUUGUUAUUUAAUAGAAAAAGUGCUUUAUUUAUUCCAAUAUUUAUUACUAGUUUUAUAUUGUUAUUAGUGCAUUUGUUAAUGAUAUGUAAAAGAAAUAUGAAAAA